CGUGGUUGAGCACAGAAUUACAGAAGAUACAAUGGUGGGUUCAGCACUAGUUUUGUUCACAGCUCUGAUAACACUCAGCAAUGGAGAGCAGUCCUGUCCAGAAGUGAAAGUUGUCAGUGUUGGAGAGCUGGACAAGCUGACGAUUCUCAGGGGCUGCCCAGGUCACCCUGGCCUUCCUGGACAAAAAGGAGAAGUUGGGACACCCGGAGAGAAAGGUCAGGAAGGCUCAGUAGGGAAGAGAGGACCUCCUGGCAUACAAGGAGAGAAAGGAGAGAGCGGCAUCACAGAGCCAAUAUACGCUGCCAGGAGCUGCAAAGAGCUUCAGAAUCAGGGUGAAGUUUUGAGUGGCUGGUACACCAUAUACCCAGAUGGCACCCAGCCCAUGAAGGUCCUGUGUGACAUGAACACAGAUGAUGGUGGUUGGAUUGUGUUUCAGCGUCGUUGGGACGGGUCAGUGGAUUUCUUCCGGAACUGGGCAGACUACAAGAAAGGCUUUGGUAGCCGUUUGAAUGAGUUUUGGCUGGGAAAUGACAAUCUCCAUAAAAUAACAUCCACAGGUAAAUGGGAACUGCGCAUCGAACUGCAGGAUUUUGAAAAUAAAAAAACAUUUUGCCAAGUAUGCAGAGUUCAAAGUCUUGGAUGAGGUGGAAAAGUACCAGUUACUCAUUGGGCCCUAUAAGGAAGGUGAUGCAGGAGACUCGAUGUCUGGUCUGAACGGCAUGAAGUUUAGUACAAAGGACCAGGACAAUGACACCUUUGAACAUGAGUGCGCCAAGCUCUACAAAGGAGGCUGGUGGUACAACAACUGCCACGCCGCAAACCUGAAUGGACUGUACCACCUGGGGGUGCACACAUCCAACGCGGAUGGGGUCAACUGGUAUAGUGCCAGGGGACACAAAUACUCAUUUAAACAUGUGGAAAUGAAGAUCAGAGCUUUAUUGCAUUGA
Messenger RNA from Staurois parvus, 947 nucleotides. Lineage: Eukaryota; Metazoa; Chordata; Amphibia; Anura; Ranidae. The record is from the annotation of a GenBank genome assembly.